UGAUUCUUAACAAAAUUAGUUUUCACUCAAGUGUAAGCAUUUUGUGUGCUUCUUAUUUUGUAUACUUAGCAUCGUGGCUAGAAGACUGACAAGUGGCAACCCACACACGUCAGUUCAGUAGUGAGUCUCACUGCAGCCCGUGAGAUGGACUCUCCGGUAGGGAAGUACAGUACUGCACAGUUUUGCAGCCCCAAGUUACAAAACCGCUUUGUUCGUCUGUUUAUACCCCUUUCUGACUCCCUAGGAAAAUGUUGGCAGAACAAACCCGCCGGAACAAAGCGCUCUCCAUCGGGUGCCUUGAAAAGGACCGCUGGAAAACCUUAUUGGGCGUCUGGCAAAGACGACUUUUCCUGGCGCGGCGCGGGUUCCUGCCUCUCGCGGCCUCUCCCUUCCGCCUUCGUGGGGGGACGAGAGAGCAGAGGCCGGAGGCACCGCGGGAAGGCCUGCCUCGGCUCCAGAGGCGGCGAGAGCCACACCGGGGGGAGGGGGCUGGGGCUGGCGGGCGCGAAAAGGCAGCCCUGCGUUUGCUGAGGGGGCCCUCAUAAACGUCUCUCUCGCUCGCUCGCUCGCUCACUCGCUGCCUCUGGAGCAGCAGCAGCGGCUCAGCCAUGAGUGCCGGACCCCGUAGCCGCCUGGAGACGCUGGCUUUGCGGAACCAGCUGAUCGGAUCUUCCUGCAGGCUUUUUUUCCCGGAAAGCCCCAUGAAGAUCAUCCAGGCAAAGAACCAAUAUAUCUAUGAUGAAAAUGGAAAUGCAUACCUUGAUUGUAUCAAUAAUGUUGCUCAUGUGGGACACUGCCACCCUGAGGUGGUCAGAGCAGCACAUCAACAAAAUCUGUUGCUAAAUACAAAUACUCGGUAUCUGCAUGACAAUUUGGUGGAUUAUGCACAAAGACUCGCUGAGACAUUACCUGAGAAACUGUGUAUGUUCUACUUCUUGAACUCCGGAUCAGAAGCCAAUGAUCUUGCUCUGAGAUUAGCACGGCAGUAUACGAAACAUGAAGACAUCGUUGUUCUUGAACAUGCUUAUCAUGGACAUCUGACAUCUUUGAUUGACAUAAGUCCAUAUAAAUUCAGAAAUCUGGGAGGCCAAAAGGAAUGGGUCCACGUGGCACCUCUACCUGACACAUACAGAGGAUUAUAUAGAGAACACCACGAGGCUCCAGCCAUGGCAUAUGCCAAGGAAGUGGAAAAAAUAAUUGACCAAGGACUUAAAAAAAACAGAAAGUUUGCUGCGUUUUUUAUGGAAUCUUUACCAAGUGUUGCUGGACAGAUCAUUCCACCAGAAGGUUAUUUCCAAAAGGCUGCAGCGCACAUACGCAAGGCGGGUGGUGUAUUUGUUGCUGAUGAAAUUCAAGUUGGCUUCGGCAGGGUUGGCAAACAUUUUUGGGCAUUUCAACUGCAAGGAAAGGAUUUUAUUCCAGAUAUUGUUACUAUGGGAAAACCAAUGGGCAAUGGCCAUCCCAUUGCUUGUGUAGCAACAACAAAGGAAAUUGCAGAGGCAUUUUCAGCCACAGGAGUAGAAUAUUUCAACACAUUUGGAGGAAAUCCUGUGUCCUGUGCAAUAGGAAUAACAGUUUUGGAUGUCAUUAAGAACGAACAGCUUCAAGCUCAUGCUCUCCAAGUGGGCAGCCUCCUCAUAGAACUCCUCAAUCAGCAAAAAGCAAAACAUUCUCUAAUUGGUGAUGUCAGGGGUGUUGGAUUAUUCAUUGGCGUUGAUUUGGUAAAAGACCAUGAAAACAGAUCACCUGCUACCACAGAAGCAGAGUUUAUCAUAGCACGAUUAAAAGAGGAAUUCAUUAUUCUAAGUACAGAUGGUCCAGGCAGAAAUGUACUGAAGUUCAAGCCUCCGCUGUGUUUCAGUGUAGAAGAUGCAAAGCUAGUUGUGGAGAAACUUGACAAGAUACUAACAGAGUUGGAGGAAGCAAAAGCCUAGAGAAGUUCAAUAUUUCAAAGGGCAACUACUCAGGUAAAAUGAUUGGAUAGAGUCAAAUGUUCAUUGA
This is a messenger RNA of Pogona vitticeps (central bearded dragon), 2001 nucleotides long. Lineage: Eukaryota; Metazoa; Chordata; Lepidosauria; Squamata; Agamidae. The record is from RefSeq and is a predicted model, not a curated record.